ACCGCAGCUGAAAUCAUGGCGCUUCAUUCUACUGUGCCUUACUCUGUUCAAGAUGCCAUCACUCAGCUGUUGAGACCGCAGAGGGUGGAGUUUAUGCGGCAGGUCAUGCUGGUUCAGUCCAAAAGCCGAACUGAGAACCGCAUUCUGGUGAUAACUCAAUGGAGAGCAUAUAUGUUUCACAGCAAGCAACCUGUAAAGGUGGAAAGUUCCUUCAGCUACCUGGAAAUCUAUGCCAUUGCCAUCGAAAGCCCCGUAAAGGUGGUACUUGAGACAGACAGGCAGAGCUACUGUCUUUCUCUCAUUUCUGUGGAGGACCUAGAGGCCAUGGUCAGUCAUGUGACUGCCUCGCUGAAGAAGAUCUUUCCCGAUUCAUCUCCAGGGAAGUUGCUGAAGAAGAUCCCCCCUGACCUGAAGGACAGGCUCUUGAAGUUGACCUCCAACGUGGAGGAUCACCUGAACGGGACGCAGGGGCCAUGCGGUGGCUUCUCAGUGACGUACGAGGCGCUGUGCGAUUUCAACGAGCUGCCCUGCCGAGAGGAAGUGCAGUGGGAUGUAGACAAUAUCUAUCAUGUCCAGAACUGUCGGGAGUUCAACUUGCUGGACUUCAGUCACCUGGAAAGCAGGGAUCUGGCCUUGGCUGUGGCUGCCCUUUCAUUCAAUGAGUGGUUUACCAAGAUCUCUAGCAAGGACUUCAAAGUGCCUCCGGAUGUGCAGGAGCAGAUUCUCUACAUGAUCAACCGGUCUGAGACACUGAAAGAGCUCUGCCUGGAGAACAGUGGCCUGAAGCUGGACUUUGCUGUGAAGAUGGGCUUGGCUAUGAAAGACCGCACCUGCCCUGCACUGCACAUUAUCAACCUGUCAGCCAAUCAGAUUGAGGACAAAGGUGUUUCUGCCCUCAGUCAGAACCUGGAUAAGUUGCCCCAUGGUCUAACCCAGCUGUACCUAUCCAAGGUGUCUCUCUCCCCUAAAGGGCUGGGCAAUCUGGCCAAUGCUUUGGCCCAGAGCAGCGGCCUUUCCAACUGCCUGACGCAUCUCGACUUGUCAGGAAAUCCAGGUUGCAUGGCAACAGAGGAGGCUGCGACUCUCUGCAAGUUCCUAUCAGGCCCCAACGUUCUGUGUCUCCUGGACCUCAGUGGGACAGACUGUCCUCUGGACACGCUCUUCGUGUCAUUGUCUGUGGGUUGCUGCUCCAGUCUGAGUCACCUCAAUCUCUCCAGAAACACCUUUACCCACAGAAAAGGGCGAGAGGUGACACGCAGUGUGAAAGACUUCUUUAGCAAAGUCUCUGAGCUGCGGUAUAUGGGGCUGGCUGGAACCAAGCUCCCACCGGCAGCUCUCAGGCUGUUGCUGCAGGGUUUAGCUACCAACACACGUCUGUGUGGACUAGACCUGGAUAUCAGCGGAUGUGAGCUGAGGUCCCCCGGAGCACAGGUGAUUCAGGAGCACAUUUUCGAAGCCAAGGCCAUCUGCAGUCUGGACCUGUCUGACAACGGGUUUGAGAAUGACAUGGUCACUCUGGUGUUGGCCAUCGGCCGUAGCCACUCAAUCCGUCACCUUGCACUGGGGGGAAACUUUGCCAUGAAAUCCAAAGCUCUCACUGAUGUCCUCCACCGCAUCGUCCAGCUAAUCCAGGAGGAGGAGUGUCCUCUGGAGUCUCUGUCUGUGUGCGACUCUAAGCUGAAGACGGGCACCACCAUCCUCAUCAAUAGCCUCGCCAGCAAUGCCAACCUCUCCAAGAUCAACAUCAGCGGGAACUUCAUCGGAGACACAGGUGCCAAGAUGCUGGCCAAGGCCCUGAUCAUCAACACUAAGCUCAAGACUCUGGUGUGGGAUAGAAACAACGUGACGGCCAAGGGCUACCAGGAUGUGGCCAACGCACUAGAGAAGAACUCCACACUGCAGCACAUGUCUCUGCCCUUCAGUGACAUGUCGCAGGCCUUCCGCAGCAGUCCUGAGAAAACCGAAGAGGCCUUGCAGCGUAUCCUGAAGUGCCUGCUGAGGAAUGGCCAGCAGCAGACAGGGACUCCAAAGCACAUGCUGGACCUGCAACAGGGCCUGCAGACCACUCAGUCUGAACAGCUUGUGCAGGGCCUCUGUCGGAAGCUUAAGGAGAGUGUUCAGCCGCUGACCUCCUGCAACAUUCAGGAAGUACAGGGGGACAUUCUAGCUGCUGAAGAUGUGCUGCACAACGCUAAGACCUCCAUAACGCUCCUGCCUUCACUCUAUGAGUUGGGAAGGUCGCCCUCUAGUGGUCUGAUGCUGCAACAGGUUCUACACGACACUGCAAGAACACUUACCAAUGACAUCACAGAGGAAAUCCAGGAGCUGGCGCAGUUGCUGCUGCAGUCGGCGCAGUCGGUCUGCCCUCGCGUCGUGCAGAGGACCAGUGUGAACGAGCGGCUGGCCCACAGCGUGGCCAAGAAGUCCCGGCAGGCCGCCCACUUCAUCGAGAGCACGAUGCACGAGGUCGAGACACACAUCAAAAACAAGCUCAGUGAACUGAAACUGGCUGUUACUGUCACCCUGGUGGAAAGGGUCAUCGAUGAAGUUCUGCAAGACCUGUCUGUGGCUCAACAGAAACUGGAUCGUCAUGUGGAAGAUCACACUCAGAUCUCCUCUCUGAGGACCAAUGUGCCCCAGCUAAGAGUGGUCGAACACGAGUUCCCCACCGACGAGUAUGUCCCAGUCAUCUGGAGGAACAGCUUCCACACCAAGAGUAUCCGUCCAGCCCCGUCAGUGAAAAGUCUGCUGGAUGUGGACGCGGAGCAGCAGGCGAGAGAGAGCAGCGCGCAUUAUCAGCAUGAAGGCGUCGGGGGAGGGGUGGGCGUCAGAGGAGGAGGGGGGAGCCUGCUGCUGCUCGCGCCCGCUCUCGCCGGACCCAGGGAGGUGGAGUUCGAGUCGAGGGGGCGGGCCUCCUCGUUGUCGUUGGCGACGGCGCUGUCAGUCAAGCCGAGGCCCCGAGGCUCCUCCUACGCGGGCGGGCAGGAGGCGGACGUUGCUGCCGCGGCGACUGCUGCUGCUGCUGCUGCUGCUGCUGCCGCGGCGACCGCUGCUCUUAGCCACAGUGAGGCACGGCGCCCUGAGCCCGCACCUCCGCGCCCCCCUAUGGACCUGCCCAUCGAAGGCCACACACUGAGGCACUACACCCGCUCCAGGCCCAGACCCAACCGCCGCAACAGGCAGCCGCCCAGCAAGCCGCAGGAGCAGGCAGCGGAGGGCGAAAAUGAAGUCAAUGAAAACAUGGGCAGGGUAGACGAGGGAGUAGAGGAGUUUUUCACAAAGAAGAUCAUCCCAGAUGACCCCCUAAAGCACCAGAGGGAGGAGCCCCUCAUUAAAGCACAACCACCCACAGAGUCCGCCCCCACCUCCACCACAGCUCCUCCCAACACCACCACCACAACAUCAUCCACCACGACUGCCUCCAACAUCACCACCUCCACCACCUCCACCACACCCACCCCCACUGCACCGGCCUCCAAAAACAUCAAGAAGAAAUUUGGGGACUUCUUCGCCUUCAAGAAGGUGCGCGCCGCCCGGGGCACCAAAGGGGAGGGCGCCCCAGAGGGCAAGGCCAAGAAGACCUCCAUCGCUGACCUCAUCCGACCCCUGAGGGAGGCGGCACGGGCCGAGAAGGAGCGCGAGAAAGAGAGGGAGCGGGAGAAGGAGCGAGAGAGAGAGAAGGAGAGAGAGAAGGAGAAGGAGAAAGCACACGAAGGAGAGGAGGAGGAGGAGGAAGCUGUCCAAAUCAUCCCUACCACCACCACCAUCACAUCCGCCGUCACCACCCCCAACAUCACCACCAUCACCGCAGAUGCAGACGCGCCGGUCAAAGACGCCGUGCGGGCCUCUGCCCCCUCGCCGACGCCCUCUCCUGCCCUCACCUCCCCCACCUCGCCCAGCCCUGCCCCGUCACCCACUCCGGUGACCAAUGAGGUUCAAGCGCUCUCCCCGGCGUCACCCUCGCCCACCGGGGCUCCGGUCCCAUCCGCCUCGCCCUCCGCUGAGCUGGAGAAGGGCCGCGCGCCGGACGGUGAGCGCAGGCCCAAGCCCAGCAGGCGCUCGCUGAGGGAGGCCAAGUCCCAGUCCCUCAUCCUGCUCACGGGGUUAGAGCCCGAGGAGGGGGGACCUGCCGCACAAGCCAAGAAACACGCGUCUGAGAGCUCGUCCAGUUUUGAGCAGCGGCUCCACGUCAUGCUCCAUCGCAUGGGCAUGACCAAGACGCCUCCCUCGGAGUCGUCCAAAAGCAACCAGAGCAAGGAUGAGGAGCUGAAGAAAGCGAACUCUGAAGGAGCGAUUCUGGACAAUAAACCUGAACCUCCGCCCACUUUUAUGAAGCCGCGCACCAUGUCCACCUCAUCAGACACUAGGCGGCCCGUACGACCAGGUGUGACAGGUGACAAGCCGGCCAUACCCGACCGCCCCGUUGGCCCUCUGCCCCCCAAACCUGCCCUCAAACCCGUGCUCCCCCUGCCCUCCGAGGCCCCAGGCACCCCCAGGGUCUCCCCGAUGGCCCCUAAGCUGCCCAGCCCGUCCAUAGAGGCCCCACCGCCCGGGGAGCCGGACCAGGACCCUGGCGUGAUGGCAGCCCAGGCCCAGCCGAAGGAGCCGCCACCUCUGUCCCCUCGCAGGGAGGCCCCCCCGGCCCCGUCCCCACGCAGGGGCAUCAGCACAGACGCCAGGGAGCGAUCCGAGAGAGCACAAUCAGUCACUGAAGAGACCCUGCCGAAACCACGCCCCCGCAUGAAGCCCUCGCCCCAGCGGCGCGCCGUGUCUGUCCACGAGGACUCGCUUCUCCUCCAGCAACACGCCGCCCUGCUGGACCCUGAGGAGUUGAAGGCGGCGUUGCCACGGCUACAGAGGUCACCCGUGCGUAAGCAUACCAACCUGGGGGAGCUGCCACCGUGCUCUGAAGACCUUCCCGAGGGAGAGGAGGGUAAAGGAGCAGGGAAGAGGGAGGAGGACAGUGGCCAGGCAGAGGAGACCGACUGUAUGGCGCCCUCCAAUGGCCACAGGGGGCACAGCCCAGCAGGGACCAGCCAGGAAGACCAGGGAGAGACCACCAUGGACGGGGAAGGGGGGGAAACAGUCUCAGAGCAGCACACACCAGCGCAGGGAGAACCAUCAGACCAAAGAACUGAACCCCCCUUAUCCAAGACAAACAUGGACUGAGCCCCCUGUGCAAAAUCUAUUUUCUAUCAUGUCUAACUUUGCCUUGCACGUCAGAUUAUGUACAAAAGAAUGAAUUAUGAACAAACGAAGAAAACAAGAAAAGAAUGGUUUUAAAAAGAGAACAAAUCAAUACCUAUACUUGUUAAUAAUGAUUAAAAAGUGAAUUCAGUUGUGUCAAAA
Alosa alosa (allis shad) is the source of this 5349-nucleotide messenger RNA. It is a transcript of the gene carmil2, whose product is annotated as capping protein regulator and myosin 1 linker 2. The record is from RefSeq and is a predicted model, not a curated record. The transcript has 40 exons. Gene Ontology annotation, cellular component: plasma membrane; lamellipodium. Gene Ontology annotation, molecular function: protein binding. Lineage: Eukaryota; Metazoa; Chordata; Actinopteri; Clupeiformes; Clupeidae. The coding region runs from base 16 to 5169 and encodes 1717 amino acids. Gene Ontology annotation, biological process: cell migration; regulation of Arp2/3 complex-mediated actin nucleation.